Cooperia oncophora is the source of this 285-nucleotide messenger RNA. The record is from the annotation of a GenBank genome assembly. NCBI's taxonomy places the organism in Eukaryota, Metazoa, Nematoda, Chromadorea, Rhabditida, Trichostrongylidae.
AUGAGUGGUGGAGAUAGUUCGAUUUUCAUGACUGUCAGCACGACACUCAGCGACAUACUAGAGACUUUAGGCCUAGAGGACCAACCUAGGAGUAUCCCGAUUUACACCUUAUUCGUGCUGAUGAAGAUCUCAUUGAUAAUAAUGAUUAUUUGGUGGAAUCGGCAUGAUGUAUCAGAAAGCCGCUCUACAAUUCUGAUGGUAUUCGAUGAAGAGAUCCCUUUGAUUUCGGAUUUGCCAAUGGUCUCGACACCAGCGAGAUCGAAACCUGAUGAGAAAGCAAAGUAG